Diprion similis is the source of this 1754-nucleotide messenger RNA. RefSeq names its product SKI family transcriptional corepressor 2 (gene fuss). The transcript has 7 exons. The coding region runs from base 148 to 1695 and encodes 515 amino acids. NCBI's taxonomy places the organism in Eukaryota, Metazoa, Arthropoda, Insecta, Hymenoptera, Diprionidae. Gene Ontology annotation, molecular function: SMAD binding; DNA-binding transcription factor activity, RNA polymerase II-specific; RNA polymerase II cis-regulatory region sequence-specific DNA binding. Gene Ontology annotation, biological process: negative regulation of BMP signaling pathway; negative regulation of transcription by RNA polymerase II. The record is from RefSeq and is a predicted model, not a curated record. Gene Ontology annotation, cellular component: transcription regulator complex; nucleus.
CGAGUGCACUCGACACGGUCCCAUUCCGAGUUGUCAUCGGCCGUCUCUUUCUCUUAUCAAGGCCUCAAAUCGAAUCAGUAAUACUAUAGUGAUAUUGUGAUUUGUUUGCUCGAGUAAUUCGCAGCCCUGGAUUCCCCGCAGGCAAGAAUGGACGGGCCGGCGGUAUUGUCUCUGCCUCCGAUGUCCAACCAAAAACCAGUUGCGUCGCCGCAGCCCCAGUUGCAUUCCAAACCGAAUCAGGAGUUGCAGGUGGGAACAGUGUCGUUAUACGGGAUCCACAUCGUGUCUCUGGUGAUCGAGGGUCAGGAACGAUUAUGCCUGGCUCAGAUCAGCAAUACACUGCUCAAGCAGUUCAGCUACAACGAGAUUCACAACCGCCGUGUAGCCCUGGGCAUCACCUGCGUCCAAUGCACACCGGUGCAGCUUGAAAUCCUCCGAAGAGCCGGUGCCAUGCCAGUUUCCUCAAGAAGAUGCGGGAUGAUCACGCGACGGGAAGCCGAACGACUCUGCAAAUCUUUCCUGGGCGAUAACGCGCCCCCCAGACUUCCCGAGGACUUUGCGUUUUCGGUACACCACGAAUGCGCGUGGGGUUGUAGAGGCGCAUUUUUGCCAGCACGGUACAACAGUUCCCGAGCAAAGUGCAUCAAGUGUGCUUACUGCGGUCUCUUCUUCUCCCCGAACAAGUUCAUAUUCCAUUCUCACCGUAUCGGCCCAACGGACAAAUACGUCCAGCCAGACGCUGCGAACUUCAACUCUUGGCGAAGACACAUGAAGCUAUCAGGUAGCCCCCCUGACGACGUGGUCCACGCCUGGGAAGACGUGAAGGCGAUGUUUAACGGAGGAACGAGAAAGAGACUGCUGUCGAAUCCCACGGGACCUCGGUGCACGCCAACGGCCGUUAAGCGUGCCAGAUCCUCGCCACCGACGCAAUUGCCCUCCCCAAUACCCUCGCCGACGCAUCCGCGAGUUCCUCCGUUCCCUGAGCUGCCGCUUCCACUGUCGAGAAAUUUCGUCAUGGACUACGUGUGGCAUCAGCAUCAGCAGGCGGCGGCAGCAGCGGCGGUAAAAACUCCCGGCUUCUCAUUUUCGCAGUACGCUUUACCAUGGCUAGCAAAAAGACCCGUUCUUUUCCCAGGUCCACUACCUCCGCCGUUAACCGGAGCAACGACGACCGAACCCAUGGCACCGCCAGUCACGUCGUCCUUACACCAGUCCGCUUUUCACCCGGUACUUCGGGCAGGACCCCCACUCAGUGAAUCGGGUCAAAUAGUCCAGGAGUCUACCCCUGAACCAACCGCUGAAAAGGAAGAGGAUUCCGACGACGAGGUGGACAUCGAGACGACGGAGGACGAGGUCAAGGCACCCUUGAAUCACCCUCAGAGUCUCAACUCCGCGUCCAACUCUGCCCUGAGUACGCACAGUGGACACAGCACAUCGCCCCAGUGUUGGAGUCCUCCGAGAGAAACGGAGCGAGAGGCAGAAAAAAUAGCCGAAGAAGCCGCGGCCCUGAGAGAAGUGAAACCCGAGGUCUCUAGAGUGGCUACGACGACCGGAAGUCCAGAGAGCUGGCAUGGAGGAGCACUUUAUAGGCACCUACAUUUACUCAGAGGUAGCGACGUGUCCGACUGCUCUGCUUGCAGGCCUCGAGGCGUCUUCUACGGACAAGUUCACAGCCCCUCAGCUCCCACAAAUUAAUUAUUGUCAUAAUUAUUCUCCACCGCUCUGUAGUGCGUUCUGUAAAUUACGUAUACAUA